UCCUCUGGCUGGCACCAUGCAGCUCUCUCUUGCCCUGUGUCUCGUCUGCCUGCUGGUGCACGCAGCCUUCUGUGCGGUGGAGGCCCAGGGGUGGCAGGCCUUCAAGAACGAUGCCACCGAAAUCAUCCCUGAGAUGGACGAGUACCCCGAGCCCCCACCAGAGCUGGAGAACAACAAGACCAUGAACCGGGCGGAGAACGGAGGGAGGCCUCCGCACCACCCCUUUGAGACUAAAGACGUGUCCGAGUACAGCUGCCGCGAGCUGCACUUCACCCGCUACGUGACGGACGGGCCGUGCCGCAGUGCCAAGCCGGUCACUGAGCUCGUGUGCUCGGGCCAGUGUGGACCCGCACGCCUGCUGCCCAACGCCAUCGGCCGCGGCAAGUGGUGGCGCCCGAACGGGCCCGACUUCCGCUGCAUCCCCGACCGCUACCGCGCGCAGCGGGUGCAGCUGCUGUGUCCUGGCGGCGCAGCGCCGCGCGCGCGCAAGGUGCGCCUGGUGGCCUCUUGCAAGUGCAAGCGCCUCACCCGGUUCCACAACCAGUCGGAGCUCAAGGACUUUGGGCCAGAGGCCGUGCGGCCGCAGAAGGGUCGGAAGCCGCGGCCCCGCGCUCGGGGCGUUAAAGCCAACCAGGCCGAGCUGGAGAAUGCCUACUAGAGCCACCCGUCCGCAGCGCCUCCCCAGGCGGUGCCCCCAAUCCGGGCGCCUCAGGUUUCUGCUCUCUGCGCGCGGUUUGAUUGUUUGUAUCUCAUUUUAAAUGCCUGCAACCCAGGGCAGGGGGCUGAGACCUGCCUGGCUUCGAGGGAGGUAGCCAGACCUCGCGGAUCCUGGGUGCCAUCAAAGCCCCACUGUCCCCGCCAGCCCACCCGCCCAGGGGUUCCCGCAGGGAAGGGAGCUGAGAGUCACAGACACUGAGCCAUGCAGCCCCGCCCACUGGGGCCGCCUACCUUUGCAGGUCCCACUUCAGAGGAGGCAGCAAAGGAAGCAUUUCACCGCCCCGGGGUUUUUAGGGAGCGGUGGGAGUGAGAAAAGUCUGGGGACUGGUUAAGAAAGUUCGAUAGAUUCCGCGUCCACCUCUCUGCCUGUCGUAAAGCCUUUAGCGCCAUGCUAUGCGGAGAACACAGGACUGGGGGCCACAAAUAGGGUUUCUAGUCCUGGCUCUGCCACUAAUUGCUGGGUGAACUUGGACUAUACUCGUUUCUUUCUGGACCUCGAUUUCCUCUUUGUAGAAUGCAGUGGGGUGGGGGCAGAUUAGGAUCUUGAGCAACCUUCUGUCAUGUGAUUCCAAGGACUUGGGUGCCUUUUGAAUGGGCAGGGAGAGAGAUUGGACUGAAUCACUGCCAUGGUCAUGUCCAGAGUUUGGAGUUGUAAUCCUCUAAUCUGACAGCCAAAGAUGAAAAACAAGCAAGAAAAAAGAAAAGAGUGUAUUCAUGACUGACAAACUCCUGAAAGACACACUGAGUUGUUUCCCAGCCUAGCCUCCCCAGAUGUUUGGCUACCUCCACUCCUACAUCUCAAAGGAUGCAGAAACAACAUCAUCAAUUGGGGUAGAGAAGGAGAAGGUCCCAAGGGUUGUGGGAAGGACAGAAAGCACCCCUUAUUCCCAAAGAGCGGCACUCUGCCCUCUCUCCAUAUUUUAGUCACCUUCUGCAGAGAAGCUCAAAGUCCCAGGACACUGGGCUUGCAAGCCCACUGGAGCAGCCACCACCCUUUCAAGCACCAACAGAUCCCUCCAGAGGCACCUCCUCCUGCCUACCACUUACGGACACAUUUUUGACUAGAAAAUAGCUUCUUACUGUUGUUAUGUGUGACGGCAUAUCUCACAUUAAAGUAACAAUAUUGGGGAAAAAAUUACAAAUGCUGUACAUAUGCUGAGAAACCGCA
Molecule: messenger RNA, 1885 nt
Organism: Pteropus alecto (black flying fox)
Lineage: Eukaryota; Metazoa; Chordata; Mammalia; Chiroptera; Pteropodidae
Gene: SOST
Product: sclerostin
Exons: 2
Coding region: 17-658 (213 amino acids)
Biological process (GO): negative regulation of BMP signaling pathway; negative regulation of Wnt signaling pathway; ossification
Molecular function (GO): BMP binding
Source: RefSeq, a predicted model, not a curated record